GACCGUAUGACUACUAGUCAAACAGAUGUAAAGGCUACAUGCACGACAGUGCUGUGAUAUGGAAACAUCUCUGGCGUAGGGCCGUCCAGGUUUUCCCAUCUGGAAAAUCUCGCAUGUACGCUUUUGUUUUUGUUUUCUAUGUGAAGGGGUUUAUAAAUAUUUGCGAUGACAGGAGAUCAGCAACUGUAGGGAGGUAAAGGAGAAAAUCAAUGUUUUGUUUCCCUAAACGAUGGAUCUUGUUUCUUUGAGUGCAUGAUAAUAGAAGCGAACACGGGAAGGAUAUCAGUCCAAGCAAUAGGGAUCGGAUCUGGGAAAUGGGGGCGCUAAUAACAGCAGUAAUAGCUAUAGCAGCAGUGAUAGUGGGAUGGGUGGCCAUAGAGUUGGCCUGCAAGCCAUGUUUGGACAAAGGGAGGGAAGCCAUUGACGCCUCUCUCGAUCCCACUUAUGAUCCAGAUGAGCGGCUUCUUCCUCCCACUUCUACCGCUAAUGCCUGAACACUAAGAGUUGAAGAAAAUGCGGAGAAGCUAAAUCAGUGUGUUAUCAGAGCAGGAAGCAUAAGCGUAGGUGAUUUUAAGGCUGUGGGAGUUGAAUUUGUUUGGUAUGAAAUGAAGAUUCGAUUGUAGCUCAUUUAUUGGAUCAAUAGAGCAAAUAGUAAGCGCAGUUUGUUAACCAUAAAAGAAUACGAAACAAAUGAACUGGUGUGUGAAUAAUUCCACAAGACUAAACGAGUGGUUUGAUGUGGAACGAUGUUGUUGCAGAUUAUGACGACAGUGCACAAUGAAUUGGUUUUUUGGUAGGUGUGAUAGUCGAUGGUAAUGUGAAUGAAUUGAAAUUUGAAUGUGAUCACGUAUUGAGUUGGAUAAUGUACAACUCACUAGCUUGCAAACCUAAUUAUUAAUGACAGAAAAUUUGAAAUA
Messenger RNA from Cryptomeria japonica (Japanese cedar), 917 nucleotides. RefSeq names its product outer envelope membrane protein 7. Lineage: Eukaryota; Viridiplantae; Streptophyta; Pinopsida; Cupressales; Cupressaceae. Bases 315 to 494 code for a protein of 59 amino acids. The record is from RefSeq and is a predicted model, not a curated record. The transcript is spliced from 2 exons.